Molecule: messenger RNA, 1842 nt
Organism: Suillus plorans
Lineage: Eukaryota; Fungi; Basidiomycota; Agaricomycetes; Boletales; Suillaceae
Exons: 8
Coding region: 1-1842 (613 amino acids)
Source: RefSeq, a predicted model, not a curated record
AUGUCUUCGUCAGACUCCGACGCAUCGUUGUCAACCUAUAACUCCACAAAACGCGCGUCUUCAUCAAAUUCUAACCGCACGUCAUUGGAAAAGUCUAGCUCCAAAAAACGUGCAUCUUCAGCAGACUCUGACAUGUCAUUGCCAACCUCCAGCUCCAAAAAACGUGUUGCAACGGAUGAGAUCCUUGAUAAUCUGACUGCCACGGGCAGACAGAAGAAGAUAAAGUUGAGCGAUGCAUUAUCAGAAUAUUGCACUGCCGGGCGCAAGGCAGUUGUCACCUUAAGUCCAUUUGCGAACAUGUCGCUUGCAUUUCAUUACGGGAUGACCCUUGAUAAGGGUGGUUCAUCCAGUUCCAACAUAUCUGAAGAACAACAGAGACGAUUUCUCGCAUUCUACAACACUAUUCUAGAUUUCGUUCCGGGUUUUCGUGCGAAUCUCGAUGACCUGUCGUACGACGAACUCAAACCUUACAUUACAGCGAUCAGUAGUUCAAUGAGCUCACAACGCUCUGACGACUUUUCAUCCCUGAAGUACUCAAUGCUUGAGUAUAUUCUCGCUAACUGCAGCACUGAUACCCUCCAACCUCCCAUCCCAAAGUCGUCCUGCAAGUCAAACCGUGGCGUCAAUCAUCCCCGACUAGCGCGUGAACUGUGCCCCAAGAAAUGGCUCAAUGAAUUUGACGAUGACGCAGACCUGCAAGCUCUACUUAUAGAGGGAUACAAUGUCUGCAAGAUGGAGCAUGGCCUCUUCUGGCUACCAACUGGCAACUGGCCAUCUUUUCUCUAUCCAGCUGAUGCUGUUUACGACGCGGAAGAUCCAAUCAUUGGCCUGUUUUGUGGACACGCAGGUAUCAGGGCAUUUCAGCAUCUAUACUUAGGACCUGCUGCUGCAGGAUUACAAGAUAAUGACGACAAAGAUGGCAAACAUGGUGGAGGAAAGUCGAAGUGCACCAUGUAUGGACUAACAAAGGUAACACCGCAGUCGUGGGCCUGGGCUAUGUGUGUGGCAUGGUUCUCCCUAUGCAGCUGCAACUCAUACAGGCUCACCAUCGGCUCAUUCAGCCUUGAAGAGUUCUUUUUUGCCAUCGUUGAGACACUCGAUGAUGCUGAGGAUCCGUGGACAGUGGAAACUCUCGAAUGGAUCAACGAACAAGUAUUCGGCAAACAUGCAGCCAAGGCCAUGAUGGCCACUUCGAACGAUGCUGACUCUGAUCUUGCAAAAAUGCGGGCGAAACGCGCUGCCCACAAACAAGGGGCCCCCUCAACUACAGCGACUAGCAAUCCUGUUGCCAGUGCUCCGCCUCGUCUGCCUCGUCCAAAGCCGACCCGGAAAGAAGCAGCCCCCUCAACUGCAGCGACUAGCAAUUCUGUUGCCAGUGCUCCACCUCGUCAUCCUCCUCCAGAGCCCUUGACUCCAGCAACCAGCAAUGCUGCACUGGUAGGCAGUAUUGCGGUCAGUGUUCCUCCCCCAAGUCAGCGUCCUGUCACCCCACCUAGUAGGCUAUCGUCGCUUGCUCCAUCAUCGCCGUUGUCGCUCCUGCCUUCACCUAAACUCCCACCAUCCUUGAAGCCAGGCACUUCCAUUGUGAAACCUGCCGAACCUGCUACUGCUCCUUCCGAACCUGCCACCACUGACAAUGCUCCUGCUGCUCCCACUGAUCAUCACCCACCUCCGACUGCACGACGAAAGGUAGUCCCGAAACCCAAGCCUGCAAAGCCAAAGUCGAGUGUCCGCCCCACACGUCUUGUUGCUAGCUGUGCCCAAGUUGAUGUUGAAGAACCAGCACCUGUCAUACCUCAGAAGAAAAAGGCUGUGCCUCGUCGUGGUAGAAAGGCUGCUUAG